CUGAACAGUCGAAGCGCACGCUCAGCGGCGACAGCAACGAGAAUCGAAGCCAACCAAAGCGAAUCGAUAGCCCCGGGGGCCAACAAGGUGUUAAGCGAUCACUGAUAACAAACAAACUGACUAACUAAUCGAUCGAUCAGAACGGUUUCGACUAUUCGCGAGUGAAAUCUUCAAUCUACAAUCUGCAAUCUGCAAUCUACAAUCUUUCAUCCGAAUUGGAAAAAGUGACUAAGUGCAGACUCGAAACAGGAUACUCCACUCAACGCAACUCGACUAACGCAUACCCAGCAAAGAUGUUUGCGUACACUUGGCAAGUGAGUAUUAUGGUUACUCAAAGUUCGAAAUUUAUGAGCCAAAACACAACACAGGCCAACAAAGAAACGUGUUUCGCCGAUUAACAUUUUCGACCAAAAACCAAAAAAAAUUCACAUAUUAAGGCUGCAAAACGGACAGCGUACUCUGAUUUUUUCGCCGCCGGACAAGGCCGAACGCAUUAUCGAAUCAAGUUAUUCCAAUUCUAUUUCUACAUCUAUAUCUUAUAGCCGUUUCCAUUUCCAUUUCGAUUUCGAUUUCGAUUCGAUUCGAUCUUGUGAUCAUCUCGAUGAGGAAGUGUCGUAAAAUGUCUUUAUUUCGUGCCCAUGGCACUUUGCACUUGAUCUUGGGCUCAUCCGCUCAUCCGCUCAUCCGCAGCUCAUCCGCAGCUCAUCCAUCCUGCUGGUGGAGCCUUGAUACCGUUUACAAAGUCGAGCUCUCUUAACCCUGAACCACAUGAAACGCAACCGGUUACAGUCUCCACCUCGAUCUCGAUCUUCUCCUUUUGCCCCGCCGCCGAUUGUAAUUAAUUUGUUUUUGACUGCGGUUAAGGUUUUACAUAAUUCAAAAAGAAAAAAAAAACCAUCGAAAACAUAGUAACAAUUACACUUGGCUUGGCGAUUGAUUCAAAUGCUUGAGAUCCAGGAGACUAUGGCCAGUGAUGCAUCCGGUUGGGUGGCGCCUAGAGAUCAGCUGGAUGAUGACGAUGACGCCCACCAAAAUUGCGACGACGUGCUCAUGAAUAUUUUACGUGCGACUAUAAAUUAGAUUUGAUUGCGAUUAUAUCAUGGAUCACAUCUUCCCGUCGCCGCCAGUUGGUUAAAUUUAAAUUAAUUAUUGUAUGCUAAUUGGCAGCAUAAGAGCGCUAAGAGCAGACAGGUUCUGGCGCUGGCCUCCAUCAGCUAUUCACACCUCUGACUGACUUGUGUACCAAAGUUCCCUUCCCUUCAUUCCUUCCUUGUUCCUUCCUUGCAGCUCGCUCCACUGAUCCUGGUCAUUCUGGCGACAACGAUGACGACGACAAUGGCUGCACCGCAGCAGCAGGAGGUGCCCCACGCCCUGCUGGACAUCGAGACGCCCAAUCAGUUCAACUACAGUCCCUCGCCGUUGGCACAGCCGGAUAGUCUGCGAUCCAAGCCGUACUUUGAUUUUCUGAGCACACUGUAUGCCCACGAUACGGCCAAGUCGAAUCUGUUUCGGCCAUAUUCGGUGCGCCAGCGCAGGGAUGCGGAUGUCCAGAAGCUGAGUCGUCCGCGACGGGCCAUCGUCUUUCGGCCGCUGUUCGUGUACAAGCAGCAGGAGAUUCGGAAGCAGGAGAUCAGGGACAGGAAUGCCCAGAGGCGUCACGAUCUGAACCGUCUGCAGCGGGUGUAGUACACUCCAAUCGAAUCCAGUGUCCAUCCAGCCAAUCCGGUUUGGUUUGGCCUUCUACAGGGUCCUCUAGCACUUAGCCACUUAGCCACUUUCGAUGCGUCCUAGUUCUAAGUCAAAUGCACUGCAGCACGAAUAUAGAGAAAGAGAAUGGAGCACUCAUCAUAUUAAAUAUUAUAUAAUAUAUAUAUAUAUAUACACAUUCGCACCAAACACCCACAAUCACAACCACAAACACAUCCUCGUAGAUUAAGGCCCAAAUGUUUGUUAUGCCACUUGUUAUCGCGACGUUUGAUUAAAGCUAACAAAACUGAUAUCAAAAUGC
This is a messenger RNA of Drosophila melanogaster (fruit fly), 2008 nucleotides long. It is a transcript of the gene Lst, whose product is annotated as limostatin. Lineage: Eukaryota; Metazoa; Arthropoda; Insecta; Diptera; Drosophilidae. The transcript has a single exon. The coding region runs from base 1324 to 1686 and encodes 120 amino acids. The record is from RefSeq and is marked reviewed.